ACGAGGCGGGCGGCGAGGCGGCGGCGGGGCGCGGAGUCCCGUUCUCGGAGCCGAGGGAGCCAUGGCCACGGAAAUCGGGUCCCCGCCGCGGUUCUUCCACAUGCCGAGGUUCCAGCACCAGGCCCCUCGGCAGCUCUUCUACAAGCGGCCGGACUUCGCGCAGCAGCAGGCGAUGCAGCAGCUCACCUUCGACGGGAAGCGCAUGAGGAAAGCUGUGAACAGAAAGACCAUAGACUACAACCCCUCUGUAAUUAAAUAUCUGGAGAAUAGAGUAUGGCAGAGAGACCAGCGAGAUAUGCGAGCAAUCCAGCCUGAUGCAGGAUAUUAUAAUGAUCUGGUCCCUCCUAUAGGAAUGCUGAACAACCCUAUGAAUGCUGUGACAACAAAGUUUGUUAGAACAUCUACUAAUAAAGUAAAAUGCCCAGUGUUUGUUGUCAGGUGGACUCCUGAGGGGAGACGUUUGGUCACUGGUGCAUCUAGUGGAGAGUUCACUUUAUGGAAUGGACUGACUUUCAAUUUUGAAACAAUAUUGCAGGCUCACGACAGCCCUGUAAGGGCUAUGACUUGGUCACACAAUGAUAUGUGGAUGCUGACAGCAGACCACGGGGGAUAUGUGAAAUACUGGCAGUCCAACAUGAACAACGUCAAGAUGUUCCAGGCACAUAAGGAGGCGAUUAGAGAGGCCAGUUUCUCACCCACGGAUAAUAAAUUUGCUACAUGCUCUGACGACGGCACUGUUAGAAUCUGGGACUUUCUACGUUGCCAUGAGGAGAGAAUUCUUCGAGUUUGUUGCAGUCCAUGGCUCUUGGAUCCCAGUUACUACAAACUGGACAUCUGCAAGGUAGCAAACCCUGCUGCUGGUUUAGGUGACAUGUUCUACUGACCAGAUGUUCCUCUCCACCCCCCAAAAAAAAAAAAGUUUCUCUUCAUUCACACAGUAGCAGAAAAGCCUUCCUAAAACUGUAUGAUAGACAAACUUCCUGUAAGGGUUUACAUGUUUGUACAAGAUAGCAGGACUGUUUUGCUGCUGCUCUGCCAUAGAAUGUAUGUCAUGCAAACUGCAUCUCCCUGCAGAACCAAACCCCAGAGGUUUCUGUGAGAGGUGCAUUGGUCCAGAGGCACAGCCAGAGAUCAGGGAGUGCCACUGAGCAGUGUCUCAGGAGAUGAAGAGCCUGUUGUUCCUAGAGCCAAGUGUUUCCCAGCCUUCUCUGUCCCUGCUGUACCUUCUCUCCAGUGUAGUCUUGUUGCAGUUGGUCACAUUCCUAACACACUGACAUUUGUAAAACUGCAUCUUCCAGCAGCAGAUAAUCCACAGGGGAGUACGUAUGCCAAAAACAGAGACCAGCCUAAUGAAGGUGUUUUCUGUGUACUAAAGCAAUAUCUGUAUUUUACUUGCACUGAAAAUAAACUCUUGAUGUGGGAUUAUACCUGUUAAAGCUUCCUUUUUUUUUUUUUUGUUAACUUUUUAAGGUUAAAAAUGCACUUUGCUUCCCAAUACAGGGUUGCUGUGUUAACAGAAAUAUUAAAAGAUCAAAAUGUAAAUUUGGCAGAGCUGUUACCUUGCAUCGUUUUGCCAACAAAUAUAUUUCUGAUUUUUCAGUUUCUUCAGUGUAUUACUUCAGUAGCAAUGGCAUGCUCUUACCCAGCCUUUCUGAAACAAAAAUUAUACCAUCUUCUCUCAAAAAAAUCAUCUUGCUUUGGUCUAUGAUUAUGAAACUAUGUGGGGAAAUUCACCUGUGCAAGUGAAGAGGAGACUUUACUGCCUCCCCCACAGCACCAAUGCAAUUUAUCAGUAAUUUUAUUUUACAGAAGCUUUCUAAAGCCUGACUUUGUAGAAGAUAAAUACUUCAUUUUCCCAUUCCUCAGCUUAGCCAUCCCCACGCAGCACAGACAGCACUGUAAAAGGUGUUCUAUUGGAAGAGCACAGAUCAGCUCUACUCCAGGGUGGAGAGCAGAUUUAUAGUGGUGAUGACCUCCCCACCUCACUAUUUUUGUGCCCAACCUACUUACUUUGUUCUUCCAGUUAUUUUGCAAAAGUGUGCCAUUUUCCCUGGAGCACUUUAGCUUGUCUCCUGUCACUGGAGUUUCAGGUAUGGACCCAGUUCAUUGUGGUUAUGGGAACUGGUCUGUACAUAUCUGAGACUCGAAAGAUAUUUUGUAUUUUCUUUCUUUUGGUGUGUGUAAGAUUGAAAAUUUUAAAAGCUGCUACAGAAAGCACUGAGAGAAAUCCAAAGAUUCCUUAGGAAAGAGCUUCUUUCCGAAUCACAUCUGCCCCAUAAACACUUGUUCUCUUUCACCUUUAAUCUUAAAUUUGUUAUCUAGUUGGUGUUUUUAUUUUGGUGGUUUACACCCACAUUUUUACACAGCUGCAGAUUUGAAGCUGAGCAGAUGUCUUUUGGUGGUGGUGGUUUCAUAGAACAACCGCUCCAAAAUCCAGGGGGGAAAAAGUCCCGUACAUCACUUGUUUGUAUUGCCAACUUCUGUUUCCACAAUGGUAAUAAUUAAAAUCUGUAGUGUGAGUAUUACUCCUGUUGUGCUAGUACUGUAACAAAGAAGACUGAGGUAAAAUACUGCAGGCAAGAUCAUCGUUUCAGAAAAACUGAGAAGUUUCUUUUUUCUCAGCAUUGCUGAAGAGAUGGUCAGACAGCUUCUUUUUCUGAUCUGUGUGGCCUUACAGAUAGAUGGACAUUCUCUGUCUUGGAUUGUUUUGUCCAUGUCAUUUGAUUUUUUAAUGUAUUCUCUAGAAAUUUGGCUUUAUGUAUUUUCUAGAAGUUUGUAUAAAAUUAUUGAAGGGUUUUUUUAAAACUCUGUUGUAAAGUUAGUUCAAAAAGUACUUCAGACUAACUUUUUUUUUCCCUGAGAGUGUAGUGUUUUUGACUAACAAAGUUUCUGUUUAUCUAAUUGGAAAAUUUUCAUUUUGAAAUACUAGAAAAUGUUUCUGGUGCUAACAUGGAAGGGUGUGCAAUAACACCAGGAGUUAUUUGCUCCAAGUGUAGAUGUAGCAUUGAAUUGAAUAUUUUUAGUUCUUAGGAGUAAAUUCCCUGCUCUAAUCAAUAUUUUUUUGCCAUGAAGGUUCUGCUUGCUUUAUGAGAACAUACACUGCAGUUACAGUUGCAGUAGGUUCUUAGGAUUCCUUCCUGCCAACUUCUGCAUCAUUCCUUUACCUUACUUUGGGAAAUUGUAACAUGCUACUCGAUGCAUGUAUCUGUAGAUUCAAAUACAAAUUCAGCCAUAACAUGCAUCACAGAGGGAAGGAAACACCACACAUACUGCCAGUACCCUGUUCCUGUCUUGUCUACUGUUUUUAUUCCUUUGAAGUCAGCAGUGAAACAAUCUAACUGGUAGUGAUUUCCAGAAGCACAAAGAAGUAUUCAUGUAUCCAUAAUGGGGUGGGGUGUGUUUGAUUUCUGUAUCCUCUCUUCUGGUCUUGAAAGAACAGUCCCUUAAUUAUGGUGUCAUGGGAAACCUGUAUCACACUUUUUCUUUUUUUUUUUAUGUUAGUAGCAUUUUUUCCCCCUGCACUUUAAAUCAAAUACCUCUUGUUUUGUCCACGUCUGUGUGUGACAUUAGUAAAUGAAUGUGAGGAUUUUCCACAAAUUGUUGCCAGGACUUCUGUUUGGAAACCCACUUAAAGUGGUGAUGGACCCCUUUGCCUUCUUCUCAUAACCAUGUAUGUUGUCUUUACAUGUUCUUCAUAUUUUUUCUCUCUGGUUUUGAUACAUCUGAGUUACUUAAAUACUCUUUGGAUUGUUGUAUCCCAUUUCUUCCUGUUGAUAUUUCUCCCUUCAUUAGGUUUUAUUGCACAAAAUCCCUGGUAGGUUUUCAACACCAUAUUUUUUCCUGUCUGUCUGUUCAGUCACAUAUGCAGAGCUUUACUUUGGAUCUGUUCAUGUGCUUGUGGAGUUUCAAAUGAGACAUGAGGAUGCGUGGAAUUUUAGAGAGCUUCAUAGAUACUUGUACAGCCACACUGCAAAACAGUUGCUUAAUGGGGGACCUAUUUUUAGAACUGAAACAAAAAAAAAUUUGGGUUCCUCUACUUAAAUAGGAACUACAGUGUUAUUUUUAAAUCUGAAAGGGGAAAAGAUUUUCUUAAAUUUCAAAAUUAGUAGGUGGCAAGAAAAAGGACUUAGUCCGUGAAUGUGGUGGUGAUAUAGGAAAGUCAAGAAAAUAAGAGGAAAUAAGGUUUUAUCUCUCUUAGGUUUCUGUAACACUAUUCAAAUCGUUGUUUGGCUCCUGCAAUUCAGUUACACUUUUCCUCUGAGGUUGUUAUAUUUUUAAUUUUGCUGUGUUUCUCCUCAUUAUCCCAGAGAUCACCACUAGGUUAGACUUGUCUGUAAGUCACUGUGUGAUAAUUACAUGCUGCAUUUUUUUCUGUUUUCGUUCAUGGUACUCUGGUCAUUGUGCGUGUUUCUGUCACCAUAAUUUACAGCCCUUUCAUAUUUCAGUUUCUUGAAAAUUGGCCCUUUCUGCUUGAGAUGAGAAUUUUGCUGUCUGUCCAGCUUCCCCUCUGCAUAGAAGGAGCAGUGCUUUGUAGCUCAGUGCUCUGCUUUCUGCCAGCAGUUUUUUUCAGCUGCUCCCUGGUUUGCUCAGCCUUGGUGGCCUUGCAAAACGAAAGAACCUCUGUCUCCAUGUCCCUUCUUGGAUCUCUUACACUUGCUAAUUGUCUGGAUUAUUGGCUGACACAAAUCUUGUGCUAGAGUCUAUAUAAAGUUUGAUAAUCUCUCUUGUUGUCCCCCUCCCUCACCCCUGGGCCAGCUGCUUCACUUACUGCAGAGAACAUUUUCAGUCAUGCACUAUUUGCCCUAGAACCAAAGAAAAUAGUUUUCCUGACAUUUGUGUACCUUAACUCAUUAUUUCCUUGCUUGAAAUGAUAAUGAGCUCAUACUUAUGUUUCGUAGUGGUGAACUGACUGUCAAAAGUAGAUUACAUGGCUUUUUUGGUUAGCAAGAAGAAAAACAGGUUUUUGUGCAAAAAUCCUGUCACUUAGAAUGAGCAGCUGGCUGAACAAGUGUUCCUCUGUGUCUGGCCAGAUGAUCAUGCCUGUCUUUAAAAGUAAUUUACUUGUUUGGUAGAGAGUCAAUAGUAACUCUCCUCUCAAUGGGAUGUUAAAAAGGUAGGAUCCUGCCCUCUGAACCAUAAAAACACAUUAAAAACUAUUCUUCCAGUCAAAGAAAAUUAAGUUGACUGAAAGAUCUUGGUAAUCCUUUCAUGCUGGGUGUUUUUAUAAAAGUUUCUGGGUUCACUUUACAGUAAGGGUGUAUCAAGUUAUAUAAAAGAUUUCUAGUAACUUCUUUUGCUGGGAUCCACAAAUGUUUUUCUUAGUUUUUAGCAGCUUGCUGAGAGUGUGCUCCCCUCAUGUGGCUACACAGGGGUUUGAAAGUUGGGUUAACCUCUAAACUAGGUAUUUGGACUAUGCUUUUCUCUUGCAACAGCCAUAAUUGCCAGCAGAACUUAAAUGAACAUCCAGAAGGAUGUAAAAGGAAGUAAUCAAUGAAAAUGAUUAACAAUUGAUGCUCUUAGCUUUUCUAGAAAUCCUUGUUCUCUUCCCUGAGUUGGAAACUAAGUACUUCGACUCUGCCACGUACAACUUUGACUGAAAUUUUGGUCAAAGCACAGAGCUAGAGGCAAGCUGCUACUAAACUCUGCAGUGUCCCCUGAUUUCCUUCCUUUCUCCUCCUUUCGCUACAUCGCCAGGCUGAAUUUUAGGAUGCACCACCAAAGUUUCCUUAUUAGCUUCAAGUUAAUUUAAAACCAUGUCUGAAUCAAUACUGUGUUUUGACAUUCCUCCUUUGAGUUACUCACUGUAGUUUCAGUAAAACUGUCACUUUGGCUUUGGUUGGCGGUGUUUCACACACGUGUAGCAGGCAAAGGCUUGACAAAAACCUGCAGGUGGAAGGGCUUUUGACUCCCUGAUGGCAGCAAGUGACCACAGCAGUCAACAUUUCCAGUAAUUAGUGAGCAGAACUAGUUUCUUAGGUGUGUGUUUAGAAAACCCCACUGAAGCUACUCAAGGAUCAGUAAGUACAUCUUAAAAUUGCAUCAGUUACUGGAAGCUUGGCUUCAGGCAGCAGUUUUUAACUCCUGCCUCACUUUGUUCUCAGUUCAUCAAAUAUAAGUGUAUGUUCUGACUGAGCAGUAGUUCAAUAGUUACUUUCAGAUAUCAUUGUGAGUCUUCAAUUCAUUUGGUGUUCUAAUCAGAUUCAUUUAUUAUGGUUUGGGUUUUUUUUAAGUUGAUGGUACAGGCUAUGAGCAGACUCCAAAACACUUGUUUAGUUCAUGUUCAGAGGACUUGACUGGGAACACUUUAUUGUGAAGAUUUUUUUUGGUCUAAUUUUACAAAAUAACAUGCUGCCCAGAAAACUGAUUCUGUACCCAGAUACAAAGCCACAAAUCUAUGGAAACUGCAGGCUAAUAAUUGACAAGAUAAUUGAAUUUCUCAUCUGUUAAGUUCCUGCUUUUUCUUGCC
Messenger RNA from Lepidothrix coronata (blue-crowned manakin), 6466 nucleotides. RefSeq names its product WD repeat domain 33 (gene WDR33). The record is from RefSeq and is a predicted model, not a curated record. Gene Ontology annotation, molecular function: protein binding. The transcript has 8 exons. Bases 62 to 883 code for a protein of 273 amino acids. NCBI's taxonomy places the organism in Eukaryota, Metazoa, Chordata, Aves, Passeriformes, Pipridae. Gene Ontology annotation, cellular component: mRNA cleavage and polyadenylation specificity factor complex.